This is a messenger RNA of Carica papaya (papaya), 1284 nucleotides long. NCBI's taxonomy places the organism in Eukaryota, Viridiplantae, Streptophyta, Magnoliopsida, Brassicales, Caricaceae. The record is from RefSeq and is a predicted model, not a curated record.
AGAGAGGGAGGGAGAGAGAGAGAGAUGGAGAUGACAAUGGAGGGAUAUUGGUGGUGGGUGACAUGGGCUAUCGGUGGAGUGCCUUUGGCAAUUUGGAUUCUAUGGUGGUGGAAUGAGCUCCGAUAUGUAUUACCUCUGAAACUUACAAACUCAGCUUUAAAGCAUUCAAAACUUCCUCCUGGUCACAUGGGUUUUCCUUUCAUCGGAGAGAUGCUCUCUUUCAUCUGGUACUACAAGAUUGUCAGUCGCCCAGAUGAUUUCAUCGAUGCUAAGCGAGCUAAGUAUGGUGAUGGAGCAGGGUUAUAUAGAACAUAUCUCUUCGGCUUUCCAUCUAUCCUUGCUUGCACUCCGGCUGCAACCAAGUUUGUGUUCCACUCACAUCUUCUGUUUCCCCAUAGAUUCUCAACAAAGGAACUGGUUGGCCCUAAUUCUAUGUUGGCAGCUACUGGGGAUUACCAUGCCAGGAUCAAAUCCCAUGUCACUGCUGGACUCGUUCAUACUAAUUCUCUCAAGAAAUUCCUUCUCGUCGCUCAACCAGGCAUGAAGGCCUCUCUUGAAUCAUGGGCUCAAAUGGGUACCAUCAGAUCAUUUGAUGUUGUCAAAAAGAUGGUAUUUGAGAACAUUGCUGAAUUUUUUGUUAGCAUCAAACCAGGACCUCUUUUGGAUGAGCUUCUUGGUUAUUAUAUUGAUAUGUUUAAAGGGUUUAAAGCACGCCCGCUUAAGAUCCCAGGAACUACAUAUUACCAUGCUCUUCAGUGUCGGAAAAAGGUGCGUGAAAUCUUUAAGAUAGAGUUGGAGAAGAGAAAACGAGAUAGAAAAGAUGGUGAAUACAAGGAUUUGAUAGAUGCUUUAUGGCAAAUAAAAGAUGGGGAGGGAAAUGUGCUAAGCGAUGAAGAGGUUCUCGAUAACAUAUCGUCACUUAUUCUUGGAGGUUAUGAAAGUUCUUCUGGUGUUGCCGCUUGGGCUAUGAUUUAUCUUGCUAACAAUCCAGAUGUUCUCCAGAAACUUAGAGAGGAGAACAUGGAAAUAAGCAAAACAUUAAGUGAGGGAGAACUGCUUACUCUAGACCAUGUUUCAAAAAUGGUGUAUACGAAGAAGGUGUUUGAAGAAUCAGCAAGAUUGGCAAACACAACUGGCUUCCUUUUCAGAGCUGGUGAUCAAGACGUUGAAUACAAAGGUUAUUUAAUACCAAAGGGUUGGAAGGUAAUUCAAUGGAUUCGAUAUGCUCAUGAGAGCUCGGAAUACUUUGAAGACGCAAUGACUUUUAAUCCGGAUAGAUGGGAC